GCGACGAUUCUAUUUUGUACUCCUUGUUGUAAUAACCCAUUUUGCUAGUGAUUUUUAUCCUGUACCGAACAAUGUUGGAUCCAACUCUACAACGGCAUCUGAAGGGUCAUCGCGGAAAGCUGACAGGAUUGUCGUUCAACCCGGAAGGCUCCCGUUUCGUGACCAGUUCUGUCGACAACUCCGCAAUCGUUUGGACCAUUAACGAACAAGUUCGCUGCAUGCGCUUCGAGGCGCAUACGGAUGUAAUAAACGACGUCUGCUGGUCACCGGAUGGUAGGAUCAUUGCAUCCGUUUCAAAGGAUCGAACCGUCAAGAUAUGGGUCCCGUCCUUGCUGGGCAACUGCGACGAGUUCCGGGGACAUACGUCCAACAUCAGGUCGGUGGAUUUCGACCCGAGCGGAAAGAAGCUGCUUACGAGUUCGGAUGAUAAAACUAUCAAACUAUGGAAGGUGUCCCGCAAACAUUUCCUAUCCUCCUUCGUUGGCCACACAAAUUGGGUGCGAUGUGCCCGGUUUUCACCGGAUGGGAAGCUUAUCGCGUCCUGUGCCGAUGAUCGCACACUAAAGCUGUUCGAUCCGGCCUCCGGGCAGUGCAUUCAUACAUUCGAGGACCAGAAGGGGGCUGGGUGUAAAAUUGCCUGGCAUCCUAGCGGCACACUGGUGGCUAUAGCUCUUGAUAACAAUCGGGUCAAAAUUUUUGAUAUACAUAUAAGAAAGUUGAUCCAGUAUUACCGAAUCUUCGAUGGACCUGUCGUAUCGCUGGAUUUCCAUCCGUCCGGAAACUACCUUAUAACGGGAAGUGAGGAUGGUGUCACAAAAAUCAUCGAUCUCCUGGAAGGUCGUCAGAUAUUCACGCUCACCGGGCACAAGGGGCCGGUAACGACGGUAAAGUUUUCGAGGGAUGGCCAACUGUUUGCAACGGGUAGCGAAGAUCGUCAUGUCAUGCUGUGGAAGGCUAAUCUCGAUAAUGAGUUGGAGUCAAACUCACUCUAUUCAUCGACCAGCAGCUUGGAAAAUCCAACGGGAGGCGAACGGAAGCUUAGCUACAACCAUGAUGUCAGCGAAACUCUCGCUGAUGACGAUGAAUUGAGCUACAACUGCAACAAAGAAAAUCUUCCAGAUACCAGCAUUUACGUCGAUGCGACAAAAACCGAGAAUUUCAAAAUAUCGGACGCCGUAGAGGUUAGCGAGUAAAAGCAUUUUCAUUCCUUGUUGCAUAUAUCGUUUCAUAUUUAACUUUCAUUUCAUAUAUCUAACCAUUGAAUUGUACUAACAUCUUCCAAUGUCGUUGUUUCGAAAGGAAAUCAUAAUAAAACUGAAUAAACCUGCGCUGGGCACAACAUCA
Messenger RNA from Anopheles coustani, 1344 nucleotides. Its product is annotated as POC1 centriolar protein homolog. Gene Ontology annotation, cellular component: centriole; ciliary basal body. Gene Ontology annotation, molecular function: protein binding. Gene Ontology annotation, biological process: cilium assembly. Bases 72 to 1193 code for a protein of 373 amino acids. The record is from RefSeq and is a predicted model, not a curated record. NCBI's taxonomy places the organism in Eukaryota, Metazoa, Arthropoda, Insecta, Diptera, Culicidae. The transcript has 2 exons.